ACUGGCCGCCGGCGGUCGGCGGUCGCUCAGUUGGCCGGUGGACGCCGCGGGUUGGACGCGUGGUCGGGGUGUGGUCGAAGGGGCCCUGACCCCAUCGGGGACGUUGAAGUUUGAUGGUGAGACUCGGUGGCGUGGAAAUCCGGAAGUGCGAUUUAACCUGGACACGGCACGUAGCGUGGGAGUGCGCCGAGAGCUCAGAUAUAAACAAAGGUGACGGUUUGCUGAUAAGCUUGGUGAUAAGCGUUGCGACCGCGAAGGCGUAAUUGGGCUAGUGCGGCUGGCAAUGGUGGUGGUGCCGGGUGACUGUUAGAUCUUACACCGUGCAAAGACCAUACCGAUUAAGAAGUGAUCGCGUCCAGAGUGACCCCGAGGAAGAACAAUGACCGGCACGAUACAGCCGACACCGCCGCCGCGGCGGAAAAACUCCUCGGAGGUGACGGCCACGCCGCCGCUGCCCCGCAGGAAGGACUCGGGUGACCACGCGGCGGCCCCCAGCCGGCCGCGGCCUCCCAAGCUGAACGUGGUGGCCGCGGCGGCGGCGGGCGCGGCCGGGGCCGGGGUCGGGGUGUCCGCCGUACCGCACAACAGGCAGGACCCGGAGGCGGGCCGGCCAGCCCAAGAGCAGCCGCAGACCGAGGCCUGGGGACUGACGAUGCCGGCCGUGCUGUCUAGCAUGGACAAAACCAAGGUGGCCAGCUACCUCCAGAGUCGCAUGAAGGACGUCAAAGACGGCGCCUUCCAGACGGCCAAGAGCAGCCUCAGCUUCGGCGAGCGCUUUACCCUGGCCAUGCUGGACAAGAUGAAGCGCUGGUCGCGGCGCGGCUUCACACACAUCUUCCUCUUCGUCGUGCUCAUGACUUACAACGCCAUCGGCGCGUGCAUCAUGAUGAUUCUGGAAAAGCCGGAGGCCAACCAGCACAGAGACUUAGAGGAGCUGAAGAUGGACACGGUGCAGCGGCUGUGGAACGUCACAUCACAGCUCAGCACAUUGAACAGCGCCGCGUUCACGAAGGUGGCGCAAGACGAGCUGAAUGUGCUGCUCAACGUCUCCUGGCAGCAGUUUGACCUGCGCCGCUGGCACCCGGACCCGGACGACAAUCCCUGGGGCUUCUGGGGCUCCCUCUUCUUCUGCUUCACCAUCCACUCCACCAUCGGUUACGGUCACCUAUCUCCGGCGACCACGGCGGGUAAGGCGGUCAGCAUCGUGUACGCCAUCCUGGGCAUCCCCAUCUUUCUGAUCGUGCUGGCCGACUACGGCAAGCUUUUCACGCGCGGCCUCAAGUUUGUGAUGGCGGCCGCGUAUCGUCUCUACCACACCAAGAGUUGCACGAGAGUGCGCCGGGCCAAACCCGUGGAGAACGUGGUGAAAGGCAUCCAGGCGGUGUACGACCGGACCGGGCUCGGCGGGGAGGACUCCCCGGCCGCCGAGGGCGAGGGGCACGCCGCGGUCGACGGCGACGAACCCCAGGCCGUGGUCGAGGUGGACGACGAGUUCAACCUGCCCGUGUCGCUGGCGCUGUUCAUCCUGCUCUCCUACCUCUUCAUCGGCGCCAUCAUGUUCGUCAUCACAGAGGACUGGAGCUACUUCAACGCCUUCUACUUCGUCUUCAUCUCGAUGACCACCAUCGGCUUCGGCGACCUGGUGCCCUCGUCGGCUGGAGUGAUGAUGUGUACCACUCUCUACAUGAUUUUCGGCCUGGCGCUCACCAGCAUGUGCAUCAACGUCAUCCAGGAGAAGAUGACGCUGCACUUCAAGCACGCCAGCAUCAAGCUGGGCACCCGGUUCGGCGUCAGCGUGCCGGUGACGCCGGCGCCGCCGCCCGUCGUCGAGGUCGCGCCUGUACACGGAAAGGAGAACUGAGAGGAGGGCGGAGGAUAGGAGUUAGAAGUGAGCGGUGGAUAGAACUGAGAAAGGUGAAGAAGAGAGAGAGAGCUAAGACGUGGAUAGGCUGGAUAAAGAAGGAAAAGAUCUGAUGGAGAGGGGCUGAAAACAGCGAAGUGGUGUGGCUAGUGUUGAAAGGUGCAGUUAAAUCUAAUGGAUCGGUGUGCUCACUACCGACGAAGGAUUGUGAAAGAUGCUAAGAGAGAAGCGCAACUAUAUCCGCGGGCCGCGGCUACGGCCUAUGAUGGAAUGGGGAGCAUACUAAAAUAGCGCCGCGAGCCAAGCUAAAGCUCGGAAACUAAAAGGAUGACACGUGCUUGGAUGGCUUCUGCUCCUGUUCGAUGCAAAGUGUUGGCGUGAUCGUCGAUCGAAAUGUAAUGGCCGACGUGCAAAUGGUUACGCCCGGUUUGUGCGAGAUUCAAGCGCAGUAAUGAUCUGACCCGUGUCUUGGAAUUUGUAUUUCUGACAAUGGGGACAACGCACAGGUACAUAAACGCCACAAGCGUUGCUAGACGGUGAUUUGAACACUGUUGCAGCGGGAGCGUAGGCUAUGGCUAUGCUGUAAGUUAGCAUGGUGUUACUCUUUAUAGACUUGUCACCGUUGUUGCUGCGUAAGCUUGAGAACGCGCACCUGGUUCAGACUAUGUCAGCGGGUGUCGUUUUGAGUUGGACUGCCUUACCCGUUACUCGUGUUUUGUGACGAGUCUGAUCCGUGUGGAUGGUUCCCUCAGCCGAACCACCCUGGUAGAGAUACCGCCGCAGCCGAACCACCCUGGUAGAGAUACCACCGCAGGCUGUCCGUUGUGUCGGGAAUUGGGCUCUGGUGAGCUACCCCUGAGUGCUAAGUGACCAGACCUACGGGCCCUGAGUGAUACAAGAGGCCUUGGUGUUGACCGUCGAGGCAAGGCCACAUUGGUCGAGAAAUGACCCUGUUUUUGGAUUGGCAAUUUGUAUGCGCGAAGGGCAAGUGCCGUUUUUUUUGUAAAGGUAUUUAGAUGGCGGGAAGUUAAUGAGCCGUUGCCCCAUUUUGACCUACUAAUAUGCGUGCAAUACGACUGAAACGCUACGUGAUCAUAAGCGAUUUCAAGAUAAGUGUAGACGAUUUUUAAUAAAAAGUACCAUGCCAUUUGAAA
Messenger RNA from Amphibalanus amphitrite, 3015 nucleotides. Its product is annotated as TWiK family of potassium channels protein 18-like. The transcript is spliced from 4 exons. The coding region runs from base 380 to 1861 and encodes 493 amino acids. Gene Ontology annotation, molecular function: potassium ion leak channel activity. Gene Ontology annotation, biological process: potassium ion transmembrane transport; stabilization of membrane potential. Gene Ontology annotation, cellular component: membrane. The record is from RefSeq and is a predicted model, not a curated record. Lineage: Eukaryota; Metazoa; Arthropoda; Thecostraca; Balanomorpha; Balanidae.